CAUACGUAUGUACGUAAUUUAUCAGCUGAUUUUGUUAGUGAGCUGAGUGAGUCCUGAUGGGCAUUUUCUAAGAAAAUUUGUUGACGAAGCGUGAAUGGUCAAUCCUAUCAAAUUUGAAUGAUAAUGAUGGGUCCUUUACAGAUAAUUGCGCGAACCGGAAAAAUCGCACCAGGAGGAUUCCUUAAGAUUGUUCCAAAUAGUGUAAACAUAUGUUUGAGUCGAAGUAAAUAUUACUAUGUAAACAAAGAUAAAGAUAAAACCUGGACAGAUAUUAUGGAAUCAACAACUACACAUAUGUUUUUUCUUGAAAUUAUUCGAGGAAUGGGAAUUGCUACGUCUCAGAUAUUUAGGGAACCAGCAACGAUAAAUUAUCCUUUUGAAAAGGGACCUUUGAGUCCUAGAUUUAGAGGAGAACAUGCAUUAAGGAGGUAUCCUUCUGGGGAAGAAAGAUGUAUUGCUUGUAAAUUAUGUGAAGCAAUAUGUCCUGCGCAAGCUAUUACAAUUGAAGCAGAAGAAAGAGCAGAUGGAUCUCGACGGACUACAAGAUAUGAUAUUGAUAUGUCGAAAUGUAUUUAUUGUGGUUUUUGUCAGGAAGCUUGUCCAGUAGAUGCUAUUGUUGAGGGUCCCAACUUUGAAUUUUCAACUGAAACUCAUGAAGAAAUGCUGUACAACAAGGAAAAGCUUUUAAAUAAUGGAGAUAAGUGGGAAUCCGAAAUUGCUAAUAAUAUUCAUGCUGAUCAUUUGUAUCGCUAAACACUAUUGUGUUAUAACGUAGUCUUAGGGCCGAUUGUUCCACUUUUUGGUAAAUUUUACCUGUGAGGUAAAUCUGAUAAUCCAUGUAUGUAAUUGGAUAAUCUUGCUACUUACCCAACAGGUAAAAUUUAUCGAAAGGUGGAACAACUAGCCCUUAAUGAUUAAGUAAAAAAGUGUGGAA
This is a messenger RNA of Trachymyrmex cornetzi, 934 nucleotides long. RefSeq names its product NADH dehydrogenase (ubiquinone) 23 kDa subunit (gene ND-23). Gene Ontology annotation, biological process: mitochondrial respiratory chain complex I assembly; mitochondrial electron transport, NADH to ubiquinone. Gene Ontology annotation, cellular component: respiratory chain complex I; membrane. NCBI's taxonomy places the organism in Eukaryota, Metazoa, Arthropoda, Insecta, Hymenoptera, Formicidae. Gene Ontology annotation, molecular function: 4 iron, 4 sulfur cluster binding; NADH dehydrogenase activity. The transcript is spliced from 4 exons. The record is from RefSeq and is a predicted model, not a curated record. The coding region runs from base 118 to 753 and encodes 211 amino acids.